Pyrus x bretschneideri (Chinese white pear) is the source of this 1036-nucleotide messenger RNA. RefSeq lists its product as uncharacterized. The transcript has 5 exons. Gene Ontology annotation, cellular component: chloroplast. The coding region runs from base 36 to 827 and encodes 263 amino acids. NCBI's taxonomy places the organism in Eukaryota, Viridiplantae, Streptophyta, Magnoliopsida, Rosales, Rosaceae. Gene Ontology annotation, molecular function: acyltransferase activity, transferring groups other than amino-acyl groups. The record is from RefSeq and is a predicted model, not a curated record.
GGAUAAAACUGAUAGUAAACAAAGCAAAAUUGAAAAUGGCGCUUCUCUCUUCCCCUCAUCCUCUCCCAGCCCAAUUCUCUGUUUCCACCGCCUCUCUACUCGUCCGCCGCCGCCCUACCACCGCCUGCCAAGUAUGUACCCCCAAGGAAGCCGUACACCGGGUCGACCCGUCCGCGCUCACUCUUGCCGAGAGUUUGUCGGAGAACGAGCUAUGGGCCGCCGCUUGUCUCCGCGUUCGCUCCUUCUACCAGUUCAAACCCUCCACGUUCGGCCUCCAAGAUCACAGAAGGUACUUGGCGGAACGGGAGUUUGAAGCGAUGAAGGAACGUGUUGGUGGAAAGAGGAAGGGUUUCAGAAGAGUUUCGUGCAUAAAUGCUUCAGUCCCUUUGUCACAAAUUUCUAGCCUUUCUGUGUCAGAUGAAUUUUGUGCUGAAUGUAAGUUUAACAAGGAUGGAGAAGAUCGAGUGGUGGUUGGGACUCUUGAUCUUAACCAGUGUGUGAGUCUUCCAGAUGAGAUUACAGGAAUCAAGCCAGAGGGGAUUGGAGCUGAUUUUGCAAGGGCAUACCUAAGUAAUGUAUGUGUUGCUAAAGAACUGCAUAGAAAUGGGCUAGGUUAUGCUCUUGUUUCAAAAUCAAAGUUAGUUGCGCAAGAAUGGGGCAUAAGUGAUCUUUAUGUUCAUGUUGCUGUUGAUAAUGAACCUGCAAAAAAGUUGUACAUGAAGAGUGGUUUUGUUUAUGAAAAUGACGAGCCUGCAUGGCAGGCGAGGUUCCUAGACCGGCCACGAAGGAUACUUUUGUGGUUUGGCAUCCCAGGGCUGCAACUAUGACUUGCAAGUAGCAACGCUUGAAUACCAAGUUAUAUGAUUUUAGAUAUUUCUCUGUUUUCUUUAAUAUGCGUUUUUUGUUGUGGCAGUGAUGCAAAUCAUUUUUAGACACUCACAAGACUGAACAUAAUUGUUGUUUUCAUCAUUGAAGUGUAAAUGUUUGUCAUUAUAUUGGUUUAUAGACACUGAAAAUACCAGCAACUUUGCCAAUA